Messenger RNA from Colletotrichum destructivum, 630 nucleotides. RefSeq names its product Putative small GTP-binding protein. The transcript has 6 exons. The record is from RefSeq and is a predicted model, not a curated record. Bases 1 to 630 code for a protein of 209 amino acids. Gene Ontology annotation, biological process: vesicle-mediated transport. NCBI's taxonomy places the organism in Eukaryota, Fungi, Ascomycota, Sordariomycetes, Glomerellales, Glomerellaceae. Gene Ontology annotation, molecular function: GTPase activity; GTP binding.
AUGGCGUCCGGCGCAAGCGGGUCUUACAACAACCCCCUCAAGAAGUUCAAGCUUGUCUUCUUGGGCGAGCAGAGUGUGGGGAAAACGUCCCUCAUCACUCGGUUCAUGUAUGAUUCAUUCGACAACAUGUACCAAGCGACCAUCGGAAUCGACUUUCUUUCCAAGACCAUGUACCUUGAGGACCGAACCGUCAGACUACAGCUUUGGGAUACCGCCGGCCAAGAACGUUUCCGCAGUUUGAUUCCCUCCUACAUCCGUGACUCCAGCGUCGCGGUCGUCGUCUAUGAUAUCUCAAAUGCGAAAUCUUUCCAGAACACGAAGAAGUGGAUCGACGACGUGCGCGCCGAGAGAGGAAACGACGUGAUCAUUGUUCUCGUUGGCAACAAGACGGACUUGAACGACAAGAGAGAAGUGACAACUCAGCAGGGCGAGGAGGAGGCCAAGAAGAACAAUCUCAUGUUCGUGGAGACCAGUGCGAAAUUGGGACACAACGUCAAGACGCUGUUCAAGAGAAUAGCGCAGGCUCUCCCGGGCAUGGAGGGAUCAGACGCCGCCACGCAGGCCUCGAGCCAAAUGAUUGACGUGAAGACGGCCCCGGCCCAAUCGUCGCAGGAGGGAUGCGCGUGCUAG